AGGAGGCCGGAGUCAGGAGGCCGGAGUCAGGGCCCCUCGGCGUCGGUGUCCCUUCGGGAGCCCGACGGGAUGGGGCGGCGGGCGCGUCUCUUGCUGUUGUUGUGCCUCGUGGUGCUUUGGGCCGCAGGACUGGCCGCCGCCGAUGAAGAGGGAAAUCAGGAUGAAUCACUGGAGUCAAAGACUUUAUCUGCAGAGGACCAGGUAAAGGACCAUUCCACAGGAACUCGAGUGGUAGCAGGUCAGAUCUUCCUCGAAUCGGGGAAAUCAGACUCUCAGUCAGAGGACGAAGAGAACUUUCACAGUCAAGAGGAGGAAAAAGAAAAUUCGCUAGAAGAAUUGAACUCUCUAGAAAUGUCAAAUCUAUUAAAUAAAGACUUGGAAGAAGCAGAAGUACAGAGUCCAGUUUUGACAGCUAUAGGAGGCACUGCAGAUGGUGAACCUUGCCACUUCCCCUUUUUGUUCAUGGAGAAGGAAUAUCCAGAGUGCACUGCAGAUGGGAGGGAAGAUGGCAGGCUUUGGUGUGCAACAACCUAUGACUACAAGAAAGAUCAAAAGUGGGGCUUCUGUGAAACUGAAGAGCAGUCUAAUAAGAGAAGGCAGAUGCAAGAAGCUGAGGAUGUUUAUCAGACUGGAAUGAAAAUCCUUAAUGAAAGUAGUAAAAAGGCUCAGAAGAAAGAAGCGUAUCAAUAUCUUCUGAAAGCAGCUGACAUGAAUCAUACCAAGGCAAUGGAGAAAGUGUCUUAUGCUUUGUUGUUUGGGGAUUACCUGAAGCAGAACAUACAAUCAUCAAAAGAACUAUUUGAAAAAUUAACAGAAGAAGGUUCUCCUAAAGGACAAAUGGCUCUUGGAUUUCUAUAUGCAUCUGGUCUAGGAGUCAAUUCUAGUCAAGCUAAGGCCCUGGUGUAUUACACUUUUGGAGCUUUAGGAGGAAAUCUGAUUGCCCAUAUGAUCUUAGGUUACCGGUACUGGGUUGGGAUAGGAGUCCUUCCAAGUUGUGAAUCUGCUCUCACUCACUACCGACUUGUAGCUAAUCAUGUUGCUAGUGACAUUUCUUUGACUGGUGGCACAGUAGUUCAGCGAAUUCGCUUAGCAGAUGAAGUAGAAAAUCCAGGAAUGGCAAGUGGUAUGCUAGAAGAUGACUUGAUUCAGUAUUACCAGUUUUUAGCAGAGAAAGGAGAUGUACAAGCACAGGUUGGCCUUGGACAGUUACACUUACACGGUGGAAGAGGAGUAGAGCAAAAUCAUCAGCGAGCAUUUGAGUACUUCAAUCAAGCAGCUAAUGCUGGCAAUUCACAUGCUAUGGCUUUUCUAGGAAAGAUGUAUUCAGAAGGAAGUGAUGUUGUACCUCAGAGCAAUGAAACAGCUCUUCAGUAUUUCAAGAAAGCUGCUGAUAUGGGUAACCCAGUUGGACAGAGUGGAUUAGGAAUGGCUUACCUUUAUGGAAGAGGUGUUCCAGUGAACUAUGAGCUAGCACUGAAGUAUUUCCAGAAGGCUGCAGAGCAGGGAUGGGUUGAUGGACAGCUUCAACUAGGUUCCAUGUAUUACAAUGGCAUUGGAGUAAAGAGAGACUAUAAACAAGCCUUGAAGUAUUUCAACUUGGCCUCCCAGGGUGGCCAUAUUCUUGCAUUUUAUAAUCUGGCUCAGAUGCAUGCUACUGGCACUGGAGUGAUGCGAUCCUGUCAUACUGCUGUUGAGUUGUUUAAGAACGUAUGUGAACGGGGGCGUUGGUCUGAAAGACUUAUGACUGCCUACAACAGCUAUAAAGAUGGUGAUUCAAAUUCUGCUGUGGUUCAGUAUCUUCUUCUGGCAGAACAAGGCUAUGAAGUUGCACAAAGCAAUGCUGCUUUCAUAUUUGACCAGAAAGAAGCUAGCAUAGUAGAAGAAAAUGAAACCUAUCCUCGAGCUUUGCUUCACUGGAAUAGAGCGGCUUCUCAAGGAUAUACUGUUGCAAGAAUUAAACUUGGAGAUUACCAUUUUUAUGGGUUUGGUACGGAUGUCGAUUAUGAAACUGCAUUUAUUCACUAUCGACUGGCAUCAGAGCAACAGCACAGUGCUCAAGCAAUGUUUAAUCUGGGCUACAUGCAUGAGAAGGGGUUGGGCAUCAAGCAGGAUCUUCAUCUUGCAAAACGUUUCUAUGACAUGGCAGCUGAAGCAAGCCCAGAUGCUCAGGUUCCUGUCUUCCUAGCUCUUUGCAAGCUUAGAGUGAUCUAUUCCUUGCAGUAUGUACGAGAAAUCAAUAUAAGAGAGUUAUUCUCAAAUGUUGAUAUGGACCAGCUGCUGGGGCCUGAGUGGGAUCUUUACCUUAUGACCAUCAUCACCUUGCUUCUGGGAACAAUUAUAGCUUACAGACAAAGGCAACAUCAGGCAAUUCCCAGACCAGCAGGACUGCGGCCAGCUGUGCCUCAACAAGAGCCACCACCAGAACAUCAACCACCACAAUAGCAACAAAAGCCUCAGUGAAAAAACUGGAUUUUUUCCAAAAGGAACAAUUUUCAUUGUGAUUUAGGACUUUGGAUCAAUGGUCCCUCCCCCAAAAGAGGCGCAAAGAAGUUGAGGAAAACAAAAAAAGUCUGAAAGCUGCUUAGAAUGUUGCCUUUUUUCAGGGAUAAGAAAAUUCUAUUGAAACUGAUCUGAAUGUUAUUUCAGUGCCAAUGGAAUAACACUAUGGCUUUUUUCAUGGAAACACAAGAGUGCUACUACAAAAUUGUUGCCUGCUGUAUCUAGUUCCUCUUUAUUCAGAGUCCUUUUCAUCUCCUAGAGAUAGCAGAAGGCUAGCAAUGAAAGGCUUUUGCCUGCUUGAUAGCAGUUGCCCUCUGUAAAAGUAAGAACAAUUUUAUGGCCAAUUCAAGUCCCUAGAAGCUGAAUGAUAUUGAAACUCUAAAAAUACUAGAGCUGUAUAAAUUUAUAUUCUGAUCUCCAUCCGAAGUAUUUCUACAAUCCGUAUUUAAUUUUCUUAGUAUUUCCUACACUUUGGUCUUUUAUUCUGCCAUGGGUGGUUUAACAUGGAUUAUUUAUAAAUUCUGUAAAACUAGCCAGCAAACAUACAACUCUCUAUUUGUGUUUUUUUGUUUUGAGGAGUUUCUCUGUUCCCCUUAGACUAGACUAGACAGUUCUCAGCAGACAGUAUGUAGCCCAGGAGGCAGACUGGGACAGAUUGGGUCUGUAAAGCUCAUCAGUUGAGAACUAUCCACAUGGUGCCCAGAUCUUGCAUCCUUCUAGAGCUUUUUUGGAGCUUGUGUACUUGGCAAUACUUUAUAACAUAAAACCAAAUUGGUAGUGUUCCUAAAUUAUUUAAAUUUACAAAGAGGCUGAGUCUAGGUUGCAGAAAGCACCAGUAUUAUUGUGGACACUGGAGACAGGACAGAGCCAGAAAUCUUAGUGAAUUAGCUUACAUUUUUGUUUGGUUUUAGUGGUGGAAGUUUUGUGUUUAAUUUUCAGCAAUCCUGUAAGUGAUCGGCACUGCAACAAGUAAAAAUAUGGUAUCUCAUGAAUGCAUCUGUUUAAUUCAUCUACAAAAAAGGGCCCCAAAGAUCUUUACUAAAUGCCAGUGAUGCUACUCCAAAGUUUGGCUGACUGAUAAAAAUCGUAUGUUAAAUUACAUCAAUGCUUUGGCUGUCUCUAACCUCUUUUGUACCUGGCAUACAUGAGAAAGUCAAAAUAACAUUUGGUUGUGCCAUCUGGAGGUUCCCUUCUAACAAGAAAACCCAAAGAGAAAGAUGACUAAUGGUUUGUGGCUUUCUGAUACCAUCAGGUCAUUGCAGAGGCCUUUUAAUGAAUGUAAAGAACAUGACCUGUGGACUGUUUUUGACUGCAAGUGGAAUCUUCACUUAGUAAUGAUUUUUGUUGACUUAUAAUUUCAGGAUUUGGGGGUGGGAAGCAGUGGGGAGUAGCUUAAAUGCAAAAAAAUGAAGUUUCUGUUCUUAUUUACUAAUGGCAGUGAAAUACUUGUUUCAGUACUAGCAUUAAAUCCUCUAGUGUCUUAAAGCUGAAUGAAAUACAAGUGAAAAUGAGGAGACUUUAGCUGCUUUAUGAAAAAGCCUGUUGUGCUUAAAGGGUUAAGGGCUUCCUUUCAUGCAAUUUUUUUUUUCCAGUGGUUUGGCAGCACCAUAUCAGUUCAGUUUAUUUAGAACUGAGAUUUUGUUAUGGUUUCAUACUUAGUACAUUUGCAAGGAGACCAUUGCACAAUAGAGCUGUAAUUUGGGAAAGGAGAUUAGAAAGACACCCUUUUGUAAAUUGGAAUGUCAUGGAUAACUAGUAUUAAAAGUAUAGGUAGAACUUCACAGUACUUUAAAAUGCUUAUGCUGGUCAUGUGAACAUGAAUCUUUUGUUUUAGUUUAGAGGGUUGCAGCAUGUGAUAAAGAAUGUCUUGUUCAGUCUUAAUCAUCAUUAGCAAAUGGAACAGUAUUGAACUUUAAUCUGGUGUCUAAAGUGUACAGCACUCCCCAGGUGCAUUUCUAAAAUGUGUGGUUUCUGAACACUCCCUCUGAAGUAUUUUUGCCUCUGUCACUUAACAGCUUUUUUUUCCCUUUUUUUUAGCUUGGCAUGAAUAAAUUAAAGAUUGUAUGGAAAAUGUUUUUCAGUUAAAUAACAUUGAUUCACUGGUAUUGGUCUCUUAGGAAAUUUAACAAUUUUGUUACUGCAUUAUUAAAAUGUUUUGGUGGUUUGAUCUACUAGAACUAAAUUCUACAAGCUCUGUACUAUUUGCAUGAGAAUCUCUCGUCAUUGCUGCUAUGUGACAGUCUUAGAGCUGACUUUCAGUGAACCUGAUGCAUUUUUACAUCCCAAGAAAUUGGCAGAAGAAAACUAUUGAAGAUCAGCAAGUUCUUUCACUUUAAAGAAUUGCCUUUUGAAGAAGCAAUAAGGAAGUCUUUCUCCUGCUUUUUUCCCUUCCAUCAAAUUAUUACCACUAAUUUUUCAGAUGACAUUCAUUUGAAUGAAGUGGUAGUAGUAGAAAGGUACUUACCAUACGUAAUGGUGAGUUAACUCAGGGAUUAAAGAAAUUAAUAAAUUCAAAUCAGUUAUCUCCAACAUGAAUGAAGUUUUUGUGACAAUCCCUUGCUACUCUGUUCUGAAACUUGCAUUUGAGGGUAGUUAAUUCUUACUAGCAAUAUGUUUCUUGUGCACUCAAUUUUUUCCUAAAGGAGCUGGGUUGCUCAGUUUACUGCAGUGAAGAACUUGUUCCCUUUUGGUAGCAUACACGUUGUCUUGCAGUUUAUAUGCAGAAGUAUUUUAGAAGGGAAACUUGAUUUAAGAGAAGCCUUUCUGGUUAUGUUCAGCAUGCUUUGAAUGGAAAGAUUGUAUUCUUUCUAGUAAUGUAGGCCAAAGCUUGCCUAUGUGACCUUCUUGGACACAUGCUCUUCUUUGCACAGAGCAUGAAACAGUUACAGAGCAGUAGACUGGUGUAGGUGGGAGAUUUAUAUGUAGGACAACUGUGGAAAGAUACGGGGAAAAUGUCAUUCUGCAUCUCAAAUUAUUAAUCAGACACACUUGCUGGUUGAAAAAACGCUGAACUGUUGAGAAAACAGGAUUGUAGUUCUCACUCUGAAACCUAUCCCAGAGCUGUCUGCUGAAAUACUUCUGGGUUUUUGUUUUUUGCUUUAUAUUGUCCAUUGUGGCACAAUGCAACAGAAGAUAAGGUUUUUGAUGCAAACAUCUCAAUAAAACUGUUAUGAGACAGUUUUACUUAGUUUUUAGUCAUCUUAAGUCAGCUGCUCUUAAGAAAAAACACAACCAAAAACACCCAGCUAUCAGGUGUUACUCUGGGGAACAUUAAAACAUGGAUUGCGAAAGGACUUUUAAGACUAUGCAUUACCUAAUUUACACCUAUUAUGUGCUAGUUUUGGCCUAUAAAAGGGGAACACACUCACCUCUGCAAGUUGCUUCCUUUUUCGAUAGGCAACAAUGAACUGAAAUUCUAUUUUUGUUUCAGAGAAUAUUAAACUAAAAAGAUUUAGUUUGAUUUGAACUACUGCAAAUGCAUACGGCAAAUAGGAACUAUUGGGGGGAGGCCUUUGUUUUUAUCAGCUGCAGUUCUUUAAAGGGUCUUGUGGGAGUUUUGUAAAUUUAUUUUGUAUUUAAAAUCAGUAUAAAGGCUGGUCAAAUGUAAUAUAUUUGUGUAAACAAAUUCUGUUAAUAGAAAGAUGUACAGAUUCAUUUUGUACUGUAUCUUUAAUCUUGUGAAAUAAAGAUACCACCUAUGUGGUUACCCUCAGUGUUCACAGUG
Molecule: messenger RNA, 6223 nt
Organism: Melopsittacus undulatus (budgerigar)
Lineage: Eukaryota; Metazoa; Chordata; Aves; Psittaciformes; Psittaculidae
Gene: SEL1L
Product: SEL1L adaptor subunit of SYVN1 ubiquitin ligase
Exons: 21
Coding region: 70-2442 (790 amino acids)
Biological process (GO): ERAD pathway
Cellular component (GO): endoplasmic reticulum membrane
Molecular function (GO): protein binding
Source: RefSeq, a predicted model, not a curated record